Messenger RNA from Condylostylus longicornis, 13955 nucleotides. RefSeq lists its product as uncharacterized. Lineage: Eukaryota; Metazoa; Arthropoda; Insecta; Diptera; Dolichopodidae. The record is from RefSeq and is a predicted model, not a curated record. Gene Ontology annotation, biological process: regulation of gene expression. The coding region runs from base 272 to 6160 and encodes 1962 amino acids. The transcript has 6 exons. Gene Ontology annotation, cellular component: nucleus.
GUGUUAUUAUAUUAAGUUUUUUUUAAAGCGCGCGAUAACGACAAAAGUCUAUCUACCUAAAGAUAGUCAUAAGUGCCAAAAGUUUUAGUAUUUUUGUUGUUAAUUUUUACUUCUUUGUUAAGUUUAAUCUGUUAUUCAUUCUCAGUUUUUUUUGUUGUUUAUUUCGUAAAAUUUGUUAACUGGUGAAAGAUGAUUCCAACACUAAGGUGAAGAACGCUGUGAAAUAUACUAAGCUUAAUCAAAUAAAAUUGGUAUUCAUUGCGCAACUAUAAUGGAUGUUCCUUCCAUGGUUCAACGAUCUGGAGAUACUUUAAUUGUUCGAAGCGUUGUUAGCGGCAACCAAUUAUAUUUUGAUAAAAAACAUGAAAAUAAAGCAUCUGAAAAAUUGGAAUUACUUCAACUUAAUCAAGCUACACUUCCAUCGUCAUUGGGAUGUUCUGAACAAUCAGUACUUUUCGAGAAUAACGUUAUACCUUCCAAUUGCCGAUUAAGCUCUGCAAAUGAAACAGGCGAAAGUGAAAAUCAAGUCGAUGUAAAAGACGAAGGAUUACCCCAAUGUAAAAUAAAACGUAAUUACUCAUGCAGUUCGUGUACUUUUUUUACCCAAAAUCCACGUUAUUUUUUGACACACUUACGGGAUAAACAUGGUGAAAAGAUCGUUAUAAAUGAAUGCAGGUUGUGUUUAUAUGCCUCGCGUCAUUAUCAAAAGUUAGUUCGACAUAUGAAAAUGGUACAUGGUUCAACUGAUGGAAUUGAAGGAAAUGGCACAGCUCGAAAAAGGCAGUUAAGUCGAGAAAAUCGGAAAAGAAAAGUUGGAAACCAAAUCUUAGAAAUACUACCAAAUUUUGAAUCAAGCGCUCCACGAAUUUACACGGAAAACAAAAUAAGAAUUACACAAUUGAAACCUAAUAAAGACAUACAACAAAACACCCACCAAUCACAAAAAUUCGAAGAUUUUUUGGGUGACUAUUCUAAAAACCGUCUUAAAUGUAGUAUAUGUGAAUUUACAACCUUGCACCGCUCCCAAUUAAUUGUUCAUGAAAAUGACGAACAUUGUAACGCUAAAUUCUUUCGAUGUGAAAAAUGCAGUUAUGUUACACAUAUAAAAGCACGUUUCAGUAAACAUGUAAAAUAUCAUUCCAUGCCAAUGAUUAAGUGUUUCAUGUGCGACUUCCGAACUCCAUAUAAAUGGAACUUAGAUCGACAUAUGAAAAAUCAUGGGGGAACAGGUGCUUUCAAGUGCGCUGCUUGUAACUUUACAGCUGAUAUAAAACAGAGUUUAACAGUACAUGAAAUGAACCAUCAUAUUCCUCCAGUUGGAAAUGCUGCUGGGAUGACAAAUAUUAAGAAGAAAAACAAAGUGGGUGGCACAGAUAUUUCAGAUGAAUUCCUCAGCGAGAUAGGCGACACUGAAGAGGACUCGAACAGCAUAAAUAUUAGUUGUGGUAAUACCGAUAAUGAAAAUUAUAACUAUGAUACUAGUAAUUACACUGAUAUAGUUAGAUGGGACUGUGGCGACCACAAUAAUCUUAAAGAAUACAAUAAUAAUAAUGAUAAAAAUUGCAGCAAUAAUAAUAUAAACCAGACACACAUUUGUAACAAUAUCUUAAAUGAAAAUAACGAGAGCGAUAAUAAUAAUAAGUUUUUAAAUGGUAAAACAAAUAAUAUUAACAUUUGUAAAAUUAGUAAAAAUGUCAAUAUAAGUAGUAACAUCUUUGAUGCCAGCAAAAGCGAGUUUCAAAAUUGUAAACAAGACCAACACGGCUCAAAUAUUAAAGCGAGCAUUGGAAACGAUAGAGAUGGUGAAAAUAACAAAAAUAAGAAUAUCAAACAAUGUGAACAAGUUAGUUCUAUUGCCAAUCAUAGUAACGAUAUCAAUGAAGAUAUAGAUUUGAAUAACAGGUGUACUUUGAGUAAACCUGAAACCGAUACCAAAUGUGGUAACUUAGAGUAUGACAGUUUUUCCAAUACCAAAAAAUUUAAAUGUAAUAUUGAGGACUUACCAACGGAUUUAUCUCACAAAUCCAUGUUGCACGAAAUAAUGAAGCCAAAUUUUUGUUAUAAUAAGUCUAAUCGUCCAAUUCCAAAGCUCAUUCCAAUUCAAACUAGUGCACCCAUUAUUUUGCAUAGCAAGUCACUAAGCUUACCUAAUGAUAGUCAGUUGCACGAUGAGGUGCAUAAUCUUCAACAAAUAGUUACGAUGUUGUUUGGAAAAGAUAUUCCACAAGAGCUGCUAUCAAAUUUACCUCUGCUUUCUCCAGGCAGUGAUUUUAAUAAUUCAGAGAAAUAUGGAGGAGUCGGCUUAAGUGAUUCAGUAAACUACCUGCUUCAUAAAAACUCGCAAAGUUUUUUUAAUAAAUUGAAGCAACGUUUUCCUGGCAAUGAAAAUAGCCUCGCUAAACUUGAAAAUCUCACUUGUACAUGUGGAUAUAUUUGUAAGUGUUUGUCAGAAUUAUAUAAACACCGCAAUACAUGCCAAAUUUCGUCUUGUGAAGUUGACAGAAACCAGAACAUUGACUGUAAAAAACAUUCCAAUUUAUUUCCAAUAAAUUUAUCUACCAAUAUCAAUAGUGCGUCAAUCAGAUGUCACAUUUGUAGGCACCGUUGUAAAUCUAGUGCUGAUUUAAUGAAUCACUUAAAGAGUUGUGGUGAAACGGUAAAUCAAAACGAUUUUUCAGAUUCUUCACUUGAUACUACAGAACAAAAUAUUGUUGCAUAUAAUGAGGAUACGGAAAAACUACUUAUGAAAAAACAUCCUAUGGAAGACAAAGUUUUUAUUUGGAACGAUGUAAACAGUUCUUUCCAAAACUCAAGGAAAGGAGAAAAUGUUGUUGAAGUCAAAAAGCGAAAUUCAAAUAAAAUCGACGAACACCAGCUAAAUAUUUCAACUCAUUAUGAAAGUGACGAAAAAAUUGAUGAAAUUAGUUAUUAUGGAGUAGAAACAGCCCCAGGCUAUGGUGAAGUUACAAAGACAAUUCCAUCUGAAGAGGACACAGCGAACGCUUCUUUAAAAAAAGUCUAUAAAUGUCCCCAUUGUUCAUUUUGGGCAUCAACUGCUUCACGAUUUCACGUUCACAUUGUCGGUCAUCUUAAUAAAAAGCCAUUUGAAUGUUCGCUUUGCAAUUAUCGGAGCAAUUGGCGUUGGGAUAUCACGAAGCACAUUCGUUUGAAAACAAUUCGAGAUCCUUCGCACAAAAAUGCAAAAGUUCUUAUGAAUGAUGAAACGGGAAGAAGAAAUUAUACAAAAUAUAACAAAUACAUAACACUAAUGAAAGUAACGGAUGAAGAUGGAGAUCCGAAACUUAUGAAAUCUGGUGAAAUGACACCGAAUCAAGAGGCUUCAUUAUCAUUUAUAAAAGAUUAUGAAAAUAAAAAUGCUUUUGGAGUUUUGGGUGGUGAUAACACUAUUCCAGAUGUUACGUUAACUUCUAAUAGUUCUUCUUCCGCAUUAACUUAUAACAGUUGCAACAAAGAAAAAAAAGAAAACUUUAAAUUUUUACCUGUUGAAAAUGAAUUGUUAAUUGAACAAUAUGCUGAUUUAAUGCCGUCCGAAUAUGAUAAAGAAGAAACUUUGAGUAGAUGUGAUCCACCGGAUUUAUUUAAAAAUGAAAAUUUAAGCAAAAAUAAAACUUGUGAUGAAGAAAGAAUUUGUAUCAAAAGUGCCGAAGAUUGCGUAGAAAACAAAGUUCUGUAUUGUUGUAAAGAGUGUAACUACAAGAAUUUCAAUAAGGCCAUGCUUGAAUCACACAUAAAACAUCAUGUUUCACCAAAUUUUGUAAAUUUACAAAGUAAUUUUAAUUCAUCAUUGCAAAGCAAAGGGAAUUCUAAUUAUGCAAAUCUAAUGAAUGAUAUGCUGGCCGCCAUUUUGAAGCAGCAGCUGUCCGAAAAUAAUAAAUCAGAAAAUAAUAUUCUUCAAGAAGCGCAAACAUUCACAGCACUUAAUUUAAAUUUAACCGCCCUUGCAUCUUUAAGCAAAACUCAACAUGAAAAUAUUGAUAGUAGAAGUGGCCAUAAUAUAACUAAAAAUGAGCACGGUGAGAUCGAAGAGGCAAGUUCCGUUGGGGUCGUAACGCCUUCUGCUACAACACCAACAAACGAUUCUCCUAGUCCUAAUGCAACUGCUAGUACAAAUCAUUUAUUAAAUAAGAAUACAAAAAAUGUCAGUAAUAACAAAAAAAAUAACGAUAUUUGUAACAAAAAUAUAAACAUGGCAAAUGCAAUAUCAACUUCAAAUGCAUUGGUUAAUGGUAAUUCAAAUUCCGGGUCUACUAUAACUUCUGUAAUUGGUGGUAUAAUUUCGGGUUCUAGUUCUUUUAAAAAUAGUAUAUUAAGUACUCAUUCUGCUAUUGAACAAAAUAUAAAUCAUAAAAAUUUUAAUAAUAUAUUAAAUCAUAGUAAUAACAUGGGUAUUCAUGGUAGUAACUCACAUAAUAAUACAGACCAAUGGCGGGGCCCAGCACCUUACCGUUGUGGUCAUUGCCAUCAAGUGUCAAAUUGGAAGCAUGUUAUACAGCGCCAUUGUCGUUUGAAGCACAACGGAGAUAUUCGCAUCGAGACAAUUGAUCGUUUAAGUGACAAAAUUACACCAGUUUAUCGAACUUUAGACCCUUAUUCAAAUCACCAAUCGGGAAGAAAAUCAUCUCAAACUAUAAAAAUAAUUAAGGAAUUAUCAAGUCAACAAGAAAUUAUCGAAAACACAAGCAAUAUUAACACCGACGUCAACAAUACUUCGAGCACAUCAUAUGCUAAAUUACAUGAAGUAAAUAAAAAUGAUGAGGUGCUAGAACCCGAACCAGCACGAUCAACUCAAGUUUCGAAUUCAAAUGGAAAUUUAAGUAAGUCGAAACAACAAUUUUGUCCUCAAUGUCCGUAUGUGUCUGAAAGUAAAUCUCAAAUGAAUUAUCACAUUUCUUUGCACAAAGCAAAACAAUACGAAUGUAAAGUUUGUGGAUUAUUAUUUAAUAAAAAACAGAAGCUUUUUCUUCAUGCAAAACAUACACAUGAUGAUCAUCCACAAGAUGUCGCUGAAAAUAUUUUACCUAUACAAGUUCAAAAUACGAGCAGUAUAAAUAAAAAUAAUUUAUCAAACCAAUCUAACUCAAAAAUAGAUAACGGCGAUCAUGAAAAUGAAAAUCAUGAAGAAAUGAAGGUCAAUGAAGAAGAAGGAAAGUGUGUUGUUGAUUUAAUUUCAUCCUAUGAACAUAACAGUGAAACUCCUGAUGUAGUUCAAAACUUAACAUUUUGCCAGGAUUGCCCCGCACGUUACUUGUCAAAGCAAGACUUUUACGAACAUAUUAAAAGCCAUCAAAUGAUAUUAAAUAAAAACGAAUCAAACUAUAAAUGUAAUUUUUGCUCAUUCAAAGCAAAGCAAGAAUUUUCUUUACUAACUCACUUUUCAGUUCACCGUCAAGGAUAUCAGGAUCGUACUGAAAUUCUUCUGAAAAAAUAUAAAGAAGAUAAAGAAUAUUGUCAACCCGUUUUGGAAAAAGUAACGGAUAUAUGGGUAGUGAAAAGAAAAAAUUAUCCAAAAAUAAAAAAGUCGCCAAUCACCCACAUCGAUGAAGAAUCACUUUUAAAAUGUCAACUUCAAGAAAAUUCUGUAUUAUUAGGGCAAACUUGUGCAUUGGCAAACAGAGGUGGCAACAAUUUAAACACAAAUAUACAUCAAGUUAUUUUGGACAAUAAUUCGAUCUCGAUGCAAAUUGAAAAAUGUUCUCACUGUCCUUUUGAGACAAAUAAUUCUGAAAUUUACAAAAAUCAUUUACAGCACCAUUAUAUUGUUUCCAAAACUAAAUUAAACUAUUCAUGUCCUCAUUGCGAUUAUUCUUGCAAUGAAGAAAUUGGUUUAAAAAGUCACUUACAAGUUCAUUUUAGUUUUCUCAAUAAUAAUAAUAAAAUUGUUGCCUUUUUUACAUCAUAUAACAAUUUAGAAAUCAAUUUGAACAAAGAUUUAAGUAAUGCAUGUGCAGACUAUGAAGACAUUUUCAAUAACUUGGUGUUAUACAGAUCGCUUGAUGUUAAGAUUGAUAAUUUUGAGAUACAAAAUAAUGUGAUGUUACCGGCAUCAAGUGAAAACAUGCAAAAAGAAAGUGACAACUAUAAAAACGUUGUAGAUAUCAAAACUGGUCAAACUAUGUUUGUUGAAACAAAAUCGAAUUAGUUCUUAAGCAUAAAAUUAAUUAUGUUUUCUUUUUGGUUGAAUUCAAAUAUUAUUAUAUACACAAAGUUAUUUGCAUACAUAGUAUAUAUAUAAUUUGCGUUAAUGUUCUGCUAGGUUGAGAAUAAGAAAUUUGUUCAGCAAAUUUAUAUUUAUUUCGCAUAACGUCAUUUUGUACUUUUAUGAGUUAUUAAGAUUUAAUUAAAACGAAUUGACAUGAAAUGUACUCUUUUCGUAUACGCAUACAUAUAUACAAUAUAUGUAAUUAUAGUUGUUCAAUGACUUUUAAAUUAAUUUUUGAGUGUAAGUACAUUUAAAUGACAUUUCUUUGUUUAUUAGAUUAUGUAAAUUUUUCCUGUUGAGUUAGUCCGAAGUUAGUUAAUAAGUUAAAUUUACUAGCUUUGAUGUGAAAAGAACCUAAGACACUAAAUUAAAGUUUCAUAUUAAUUUUGCUUUUACAGGAAAAAUUGAAACAAAGUAUGCAGGUGAAGCUUAGAAAUUGAAUAAAUUGUCCAAAUAAAUAACUACAUUAACUUACCAGUUUUUUAACAUUUACAAAAUUUUAAUAAUCAAGACAAGGAAGGUUAUUUAUCUUACCUUCAACAAAAGUGUAUACGACUUACUUUAAAACGUAAUAAAUAGUAGCAAGAAAAUUAAUAAUUUUAUAGCAGAUGCAUAUGUUAGAAUACAAUUUUUCUUCCAAAAUACGCUAAAAAAUUUACUUAUGUAUAUUUUCAUUGUUUUUAGAUUUAAAAUUAAAUUUUAACCUACAAAACGCAUAUUUUAACUUUGUUAUGUAAAUUAGUUUUUCUGUAUCUUAAAAAAACAUUAUUUAGAUAAAGUAAUUUGCCAAAAAUUUCUUAAAAAGUAUUAUUUAAAAAGUAGUUAAUUUUAUAAAGUCUAUGUACAAAAAUUAUUUCGGAAUAUAAAGUAAACAAGGUUUCGAAUACUUGCGAUAUAUAUUUUAAAAUUAGGCUCCUUCACUUCACACAAGCCAAAAAAAAAAACAAAAUUAUGAUAAAAAUAUAGAUAUAAAUAUUAUGAAUAGGGACCAAAAAUAACUAUAUCAAUUUUUACACUUAAAACCCAUUUUAUAAUUUUUUAAGUAAUCUCUUAUAUAUAUAUAUAUAUAUAUAUAUAUAUAUAUAUAUAUAUAUAUAUAUAUAUAUAUAUACAUAUAUAUAUCUUAUACAUAUGUAUAUCUUAUAUAUAUACAUACAGUUAUGAUAGUUUAAAAAUGCAUACAUCAUAUUAGAUUACCUUUAUGGAUAAAUCUUUUUAUAGUAGGAACCAAAAUGAUUUAAAAAAAGAUUAUCAAUCUAAUGUAAUGUUUUUAAGUUAGAAAACAACAAAUACAUCCAUAAAUAGGUAUACAAUAUUAUCUUCCUUUCUAACGUUUAGAAGUUUCUGCACUCUGAAACGAUUUAAGAUGCAAAAUUAUGUAUUUUAUUUUGCAUCUUAAAUCAUUUUAGACAACUCACGUACAACAAUUAUUUAUAUUUACAUAGUUUCUUUAAAAAAAGGAUUUAAGAGUAAGAAAAAGCCUAUGGGUAUUAUGAUGGCAACAGAAAAUAAAAAUGAAAGCAAAAAUUAAAUUUGAAUGAAACUAAUGGCUUGUAAACUAAAACAUCCUCCUUGAAUUACCUUAAAAUACCAUUUAAAAAAAUAAUUUUUGAGUUUAUAUAAAUAGCAUGUAUUUAAUAAUUUCCACAAACUGUUGAACUUCUGUCACUAACCAUGUAAGAGCAUACCAGUGCUAAAAAUUUAAUGACCAAUUGUCCUUUAAGGAUGAUACCUAUAUUUCUUAAACCAAGGCUAUGAAGGACAAAGUUCAAAUUCUAUAGAACAUAUAAGGAUUCGCAGGUUUCGAUUGUUUUUCUUUUUUUUUUGGAAAAAAAUAUUCUUUUGUGAAAUAAUGGCUCUUUUUCGAAAAGUACCAUUAUUUAUUUAUAUGCCAUUUUUUUAUUUAUUUGAAAUAGUAUUUUUAUUACCCCAAUUCCGUAAGUAAAACAUAUUAAAGUACAUAUAUACCUAUUUCUAAUGAUUUGGGUGAUACACAGGUUUAUAUUCACCAAAAGCCUUUUUUUUUUUGAUGUUAUUACAGAGAAAUUUAAAUAAAAUAUAAUUUAUAUUAUAUUUCAUGUAAAUGAAAACUUAAAAUUUGUUAAAACGUAAUAAUCUUAAAAAUAUUUAUAUUUUUAUUUUUGAAAGUCCAUAUCGUCUUUCAAGGACUUAUGUAUCAAUAUAUGUAUGUAUCAAUAUAUUAUAUUAUAUUAUAUUAUAUACAUAUAGGUUUUGCUUCGCUUUUUCUAAAGAAACUAUGUAUAAAAAAAAUUGAUUGGAUGUAAUAGACAGAAAGUUUAUUGUAUGUUUAUUUAAGAAACCAUAGGCGAUAAAGAGAAUGAAAAUGUUUAAAUAUCUUUUUAAUUUAAUUUAAAUUAUUAAUUAUUUUUAAUUAGAUAAGGAAUAUUUUUAUAUUUAAAAAAAUUAUAUGAGGUUCCUUGUUUCUUGCACAGUUUUUAAUUAUUUUGUUAUUUACAUAUAACAAAUUAGUAUGCAUUAUUUACUAUUUUAACUACAUACAUAAAAUUUUUAAUCACGCACAUAUUCCAUAGCUACGAAAAAAUAAAAUAAUCAGAAUUAAUCAGGGCUAUUUUUUUCUUUGUUUAAAUUUUUUUUGUGCUUUUUUUUAAUUAAAAGUUACUUAAUAUUUUGUUACAUUGAGUUCUCUGCUCAAUUAUUUUUAACGUUUUAGUUAUUAAGGUACUAAUUAUAGUUAAUAAAAUUAGCAUGUAAUCAAUAGGUCUGUCUGCUAUAAGAAAGUUUUUUAAUAAAACUUGGAAAAAUUUUUGGUUGCAAAGCCUCCCCUAUAAUACUUUUUGAACAAAAAUGAUAGAAAAUGGAGAAAAUGAAGACGUUUUAAUUUUCUCAAUGUUGAAAGUUUUUUCAAGUUUUGUAAAGUAAAAUUUAGUGUUUUAAAAACUUUCAAAAUCUUAAAGCUGUCAAAACAUUGUUUUUUCUUGGUUAUGUGAGGAGAUUUUAUUUAAAAAAAAAAUUUUAAUAACCCAGCAUUUACACGUACAAGUUACUUGCAAGAAAGUUGCAAUACAUACAAAAAUUUUACUAACACAUUGAAAUAUUUCUACUUGCUUGUUUACUUGCAGUUCAACUUGCAAGAAAAUUUUGCUGCCAGUAACUUGAGCAAGUAAUUUGACAUAUUGAGAAAUUCACAAAAAAAAAUUUGUUGUUUUGAUUUUUUUUUUUUUUAAUUUAAAAUUUUUGAAUUUUGUUUUGAAAAAAUUAAACUUAGCAAACUUAUGGUUUCUAAAAUUUAUAAACAAUUAUAUAUAUUGCUAGUUGUUUUCUUCUCAAAGACAUUUUCAAAAAUUUACUUGCUAAACGCCUACGUCAUAAUAGCAAGUAAUUUGACAUUUCGAAAAACUAAUUGACAAUUAAUAUUAUACAAACUUGCUUGCAAGUAACUUGUAUGUGUAAAUGCUGGGUAAUAAUUUUUUUUUUCAAAAUUUUUUAAUUAAAAAUAAAAUAAAAAAAAUGGAUUCACAAAUGCUUUUCACAAUUUUAUAAUCCAAAAUCAAAAUUUUAUUUUUUUUGUAUAACCAAAAAAUGCUUGUUUAUGUUAGAUAAAUAUUUUGAAAUUUGAUGUUUUUCAAAUUUAAAAAUAUUUAAAAAGUUUUUAAAAGUUUUUUCAACUUUUCCGUGUGGUUUAUUUAGUUUGAAAUUAAAUUUUCUUUUGUUCUGAAUAAUUACGUCAUUGUUUUCUCUUUUUAAAGUGUUUUCCAGUUUUAUACCAGACAAACCUUAUAUUUAUACAUAAAAGAGUUAUAUAUAUAUGUUAAUAAAUUUAAAAUAUGGUAUUUUCGUAUUUUUCGUAAUAUAGUUUGUAUUCAUAUGUAUAUUCAAUAUGUGAUCUAUGGAUAAUAUGUGAUCUAUGGAUAUACAUAUAUAUAUAUGUCGUGUAUGUAUAUAUGCAUAAGAGAUUCUGCAUAUACAUACAGUUUAUAUAUAUAUAUCUAUAGACAUGUACAAAUAUAUACAUAUACAGGGUGAUACCGUCAUUUAGGGCAUCAAAAAUAAGUAAAAUUUUUUAAUUUUUGUUCAGAACUAGGUGUCAGAUCUCAACCGUUUCGUAGUGCAGGCACUUGCCCAAGCUAUUUUCAAAAAUAGAAGCUUCAAAUAAACAGUUUUUGAAAGGGUUAGUAUGAGGUUUGAACAUAUUAUUUGAUUAUUAAUUUUAUUUCAAGUUUUUACAAAAUUCCCAAAAAUAAAGAAAAUGCUGAUUUUGACGAGCUUUAUUUUGAAAACUGUAGCUCAAAUCUAAUUGAUUGUUAGACCGAAAAUAAAAAAAAAUCAAUCAGCUGUAAAACAAGCCACCAACAAGAUUACACUACGCCGCAUGAUUCCGAAGUUAUGAGCAUUUAUUUAAAUAAGUAAUCAGUGACAUGCCAUAUACCAUCAUUUAAGGCAUAAAAAAUGAGUACAAUCCUUAUUCAGAACUGGACGUCAUAUCUCAACGGAUUCCAAAAUACAGGAACUUUAAUAAAUGUUUACCAAAUUUCUACUUGCUUAAGUUUCUUUGUUUGUAACUUUCCUUCUGAACAAGAAGAAGCUUCACACAAACAUUGUUUCAAAGGGCUAUUACCAGGCUUGAAAGAAGCAUUAUAACUUUGUAUUUAUUUUGUACUUUAUACGUGUUACCAAAAAAAUUUUUAAAAAAAUCCAAGCACAAUCACCCUGUAUAUAUAUUUAUAUUAUAUAUAUUAUGUAUAUAUAUGUAUAUAUGAACGUAUAAACAUAUAAAAAUAUUAGCUUUAUAUACAUAUACAACGUAGCUUUAGUCAAAAAUUUGUAUAGUCAUUAGAAAAGUUGAAAAUGAAAAAAACUUAGUUCUAAUAAUCAAAUUAAAUCAGUUAUCAAUUGAAAAAAAAACAUCUCAUGCACACAUAUGUACGUAAUGGUUUUUACGAUAUUUUAUAUUCAUAACUGCUCAGGUCAACAGUUUAAGAUUGGAACUGACAAGCAAAUAAACAUUUACUUCGUGAUGUAACUAGCAACUUUUUCAUAAGAAGUUUUGUGAUACUACAAUAUACACUCAUAUAAGUAUUGUUUAUAUAUAACUACUAAAUAGUACUUGUGGACUAAAUUAGAAUAUCAAAGCAAAACAUUAAAAAUAGACUAAGAUUAAAUAUAGUGCUAAAGCAAAAGUGAUAAAUAAAGAAAGGAAAAUGAAAAAUACUGAUCAGAUCUGUAUACAUUAAAUGCAGUGCAAUGUUAACAGUUGCAAAUAUUGAAAUUGUUAAAAUUGCCCUAAAAAAGGAAGAUAAAAAUCUAAUAACUAAUAAAAAGAUAAAGAUACUUUUAAAAAAAUUACCCAACUGUGUUAAGAGACAGUUUUUUACGGAAAGAAAAACAAAGAUUGGUAGUGGAAGGUUCAUUUGAAUUUAAUUGCAAAAUAUAUAAACAGUUACUGUAGCCCGUUCAGAAAUUUUUUUUAUUCCAAUUAGGUAAUUUAUUUUCAUAAGCGGCUCAAAAGUAUAACUAUUUUGAAAACGGUAUAUUUAUGAAACUGUUGAUUUAUAUUGAAAAUAAAAAGAAAGGUGUAGAAAAUACAUUUAUGUGAAAAUUAGAUAUAAAGUGUGUUCUGUUUAAAAAAAAAAUCGAAUUUAGAUCAAAUUUUUCUCAGUGUUAUAUACAUAUAUUGAAUACUCGUUCGUGCGGCAUAUUGAAACUAAAAAGUUUGAAACAUCGACUUCAGUCCGUAAAUUUUUUUUGAAGAAAAUCUAGAAUAUACAACAAUCACGAAUUCUUAGGAAAAUAUUCUAAGUUUCAUUAAAAUGUUUUCAAUCUGAAUAAUUAAUGCAUACUGAUUCAUGAAAAUAAUAAGAUUAUUAAGUUAAUAUUUUAAAUAGACCGGAGGAAGUUAUUAGGUUUUUUUAAAUAGUUAAUAAAAAUAUGUAUGUAUUUGGUUCUUGAAGAUUUUUCGUAAUUUAAAAUACUAUAAUACUGAUUAUUCAGAAAGUUAGAUUGAAGAUUUUUGAAGCUACGGAGAAAUUAAAAAUGUCACAAAAGUUGCCGUUGUGCAGCAAAGUUUAGCGUUCAUGUAAGGAGAUAACUUCCGCUUUGUACAAAAGAGUUCAAAUAAUGAGAAGUUAGUGUGAAAUAUGCGACUUUAUUUUUGAACAAAUACCAAAUUUUAUCUACAUUUUUUUUCUAAUAGUUUAUGAAAAACUGUUUUAUAAUUUUUUUUCUUAUUCUUUUUCAUAAUCAUCUGCAGCAAGUAAUGCAUUCAAUCAUUUUUGUGAAAUGUAUGAAUAGUAAAAUCACAAAUAUACAUUCUACGUAUGGCCUAUAAGAUAUCGUAAAAACCCGAAUCAAAUGGUGAAAAUUCAAGAAUUUGCAGAUUUUGAAAUAUACCUAUAUAUGUGUGCAAUCAGACAACUUGAAACAUUAAUUGAUAAUUAUUACAUUCAAAAAAUAUAUUUACCAAAGCAUAAAAUGCCAAAUAUUUCAAAAAAAAAUAAAUGAAAAUCAACAUAAAAAAUAUUAUUUGUUAUAUUUAUAUAUUUUGUUAUACAUACAUACAUAUGUAUUUUAUAAAAGUUUAACUUAGCAUUAUCUAUCUACAUAUAUUAGGCAAAUUAUUAAUAACAAAAAAAGUUUCAUUACUUCAUACAUAAUUAUCUACAUACAUAUGUAAGAAAAAAUAAAUCAGCUUUGUUGAAUUGAAAAUAUGUAAAACAAAUUAAAAAAAUAAUGAUACAUGUAUUGUGUGUUAUAAAAUUAAAAAAAAAAAUUUAGACUACAUAUUUCGGAUUUAAUAAACCAGUAUGAAAAGUAAUUUAUAGAGUUCUAUAGAAAAUAAAUUUUUUUGUGUAUAAAAAUAAAAUAUUGCAACUAAAUUUAUUUUUUUUUAAUUAUUUGUAAGAACACCAUAAGAUUCACCAAAGCAUUUAUAUGUACAUAUUUGUAUGUAUGAGCAUAUAAAAAUCAAGUAACGAAUUGGAAAAACAUCAUUUGAAAAUAGCAAAUUUUUUAAAUCUCAUCGUGUGCGGUUUUUAGAUGCACUUCACCGUUUUUUUCUUGGUCAGUCAUGGCUGUUUCUGUUUCAGGUUUUUGAAAUAUGAUUUGAAAAUAUUGAAGCAAAGGCUUUCCAUACAUAAAAUAUUUAAAAUUAACAUUACUGAUUGUCUGGUACCCGAACUAGUGACGCAUUUCCCCAAACAUGUAAAAAAAAAACUUCACUACAUACCUACUUUUAAACAAAGUAUAUCUAUCAAUAAGUAGUUCGACUCGUUCCAUUCCGUUAGUUUUCGUCUGCAUUUUGCUUCCAAAAUAUUCCAUUUUCAUUUAGAAAGAGUUGUGUAGGCAAGAAAGAAACAAAAUUUGUAAACAAACGAGUGUAUCAAAAACAUUGAACUGAAAUAAAAUUAAAUUAAGUUCGAUACUCGUAAAAAUUUUAUUUUUAUUUUGAUAACAAAAUUUUUUUUUCAUAUUUUAUUUUUCAUUUCAUAAAAGUUAGGUAAAAACAUUCGAAUGUAUGAAAGUAAUAGUUAUAAAUUUAAAAUUUCAUACUUUGUUAUACGAUACAUACCUAUUCAAGGUAGAUACACAAUAUGAUAUUGUAUGCACCACGUUCAUAUAGCUGCUUCAAUCUUAUUAUUGUAUUGAAAUUUAACAGCUAAACCUCGUUUUUGGGCUUUUAAGUUAACAUAGUAAAAACGCAGCUUGAGUUUUGAGCUGAUUUCACGUCAAACCGCAAUGUAGACGAGGCAUAGAAAUU